Musca domestica (house fly) is the source of this 19692-nucleotide messenger RNA. RefSeq names its product mucin-12-like. The record is from RefSeq and is a predicted model, not a curated record. Bases 1 to 19692 code for a protein of 6563 amino acids. The transcript is spliced from 8 exons. Gene Ontology annotation, molecular function: protein binding. NCBI's taxonomy places the organism in Eukaryota, Metazoa, Arthropoda, Insecta, Diptera, Muscidae.
AUGAGGAUUCUAAUAUUUCUACUAGCCUGGCUAGUACCCUUUCUGAGAUUGACAUUUGGCCAUUCGGGUCGUUUCUAUGGCUACAAAGUCCAGCCGUAUCCACCGUUUUUGCCGCCACUGCCACCACCCAGCAGUCUUCCCUGGUAUGGCUAUCCAUAUGCCUAUAUGCCACACAAUAGACCAACUCAGAAGCCAACCACGGCAAUUGGAAUGGCACCGGUGUGUGGUAUUUUGAAUGGUGCCUUCAAAACGUUUGCAAGCCUCAAUCAUUUCUUGGAAGCAGUUAGACGCGGUUAUGCUUUCAGAUUUUUCUGCAAUGGACCCUGUCCUCCAGCGGUUACAGCCUGUUCAUCCAUUGAACUGAUCUGUGCCUUUGAUGGGAAGUCAACGAAAACAUUUAGGAAUACUUGUGAUCUGCGUAAGGAUGAGUAUCUCACGGGAAAGGAAUGGAUUGUGGUCUCAGCUGGUCCCUGUCAUCACGAUAUCUCCGACAUAACGACAACGGCCUCUACACCUUUACUCACAACCACGGUGAUAGACACAACGACAGAGUUACAGAUAACUUCUGAUAAGACGACCCCAAAUUCGGAGACCACACCUUUCUCAGACUUCACAACUCGAAUUUGGGAUACAACCGAGGCAGUAACAAAUCCCACUUUGGAUACAACAACAGAUGAUUACGAUUCGGGUGCAGCUGGCGAGGGUGAAGCCAUAACGGGGUCAACAUAUGUUACAGACGGAGCGGAGUCAACGACCUUAGCAUCAACAGAGGUAUCAUCUUUUUCCACCAUCCAAACGGAAACAACAGAGACUUCCACAUGGGAGACAACAAUAGAUGAUUACGAUUCAGGUGCAGCAGGAGAUGGAGAAGGCAUAACCGGCUCGAUAUACGCUACAGACGGUACGGAGUCAACGACCGCAGCAUCAACUGAGGAAUCAUCUCUCUCCACCUCCCAAACGGAGACAACAAUCGAUGACUACGAUUCAGGUGCAGCAGGAGAUGGAGAAGGCAUAACCGGCUCGACAUACGCUACAGACGGUACGGAGUCAACGACCUCAGCAUCAACUGAGGAAGCAUCUCUCUCCACCUCCCACACGGAGACAACAAUCGAUGACUACGAUUCAGGUGCAGCAGGAGAUGGAGAAGGCAUAACCGGCUCAACAUACGCUACCGACGGCACGGAGUCAACGACCUCAGCAUCAACUGAGGAAUCAUUUCUCUCCACCUCCCAAACGGAGACAACAAUCGAUGACUACGAUUCAGGUGCAGCAGGAGAUGGAGAAGGCAUAACCGGCUCAACAUACGCUACAGACGGCACGGAGUCAACGUCCUCAGCAUCAACUGAGGAAUCAUCUCUCUCCACCUCCCACACGGAGACAACAAUCGAUGACUACGAUUCAGGUGCAGCAGGAGAUGGAGAAGGCAUAACCGGCUCAACAUACGCUACAGACGGCACGGAGUCAACGACCUCAGCAUCAACAGAGAUAUCAUCUCCCAAAACCUCCCAAACGGAGACAACAAUCGAUGACUACGAUUCAGGUGCAGCAGGAGAUGGAGAAGCCAUAACAGGAUCAACAGGUGCAACAAGUGAGCCUGAGUCAACACCCACAUCUUCAACAGCAACCAAUGGAAUGACAACCACAACAUUGGCGACAACAUCUGAUUUUGAUUCUGGUGGAACAGCUAUUACAAGUUUGCCAUUAACAGAGUCAACAACAGCAGAUGCCACAUUAGAAACAACCACCACAGUUUUUGAUUCAGGCGUAGCCGGAGGUGGUGUGAUAAUCCCAGGUGAAACAGGCUCGACGAGUGGCACAGAGUCAACACCCUCUUCAACAACAGAUGAGACAACACCAACUAAAAACUCUGAAACUACACCAACUGAUGGCCCUAAUACUACGCCAACUGAUAGUUCUGAUACCACUCCAGGCCCUGGCUCUGAAAAUACACAUACUGACGGCUCUGACACCACACCAAGUUAUGUUUCUGAUACCACUCCAGGCCCUGGCUCUGAAACUACACCAACUGAUGGUUCUGACACCACACCAACUGAUGGUUCUGAUACCACACCAAGCCCUGGCUCUGAAACUACACCAAGUGAUGGCUCUGACACCACAGCAAGUGAUGUUUCUGAUACCACUCCAGGCUCUGACACCACACCAAGAGACGGUUCUGAUACCACUCCAGGCCCUGGCUCUGAAACUACUCCAACUGAUGGCUCUGAAACUACACCAAGUGAUGGUUCUUAUACCACUCAAGACCCUGGCUCUGACACAACACCAAGUGAUGGUUCUGAUACCACUCCAGGCCCUGGCUCUGAAACUACUCCAACUACACCAACUGAUGGCUCUGAAACCACACCAAGUGAUGGUUCUGAUACCACACCAAGCCCUGGCUCUGAAACUACGCCAACUGAUGGCUCUGAGACAACACCACGUGAUGGUUCUGAUACCACACCAAGCCCUGGCUCUGAAACUACGCCAACUGAUGGCUCUGAGACAACACCAAGUGAUGGUUCUGAUACCACUCAAGGCCCUGGCUCUGACACAACACCAAGUGAUGGUUCUGAUACCACUCCAGGCCCUGGCUCUGAAACUACACCAAGUGAUGGCUCUGACACCACACCAAGUGAUGUUUCUGAUACCACUCCAGGCUCUGACACCACACCAAGAGACGGUUCUGAUACCACUCCAGGCCCUGGCUCUGAAACUACACCAACUGAUGGCUCUGAAACUACACCAAGUGAUGGUUCUUAUACCACUCCAAGCCCUGGCUCUGAAACUACGCCAACUGAGAGCCCCGACACCACACCAAGUGAUGGUUCUGAUACCACUCCAGGCCCUGGCUCUGAAACUACACCAACUGAUGGCUCUGACACCACACCAAGUAAUGGUUCUGAUACCACUCCAGGUCCUGGCUCUGAAACUACACCAACUGAUGGCUCUGACACCACACCAAAUGAUGGUUCUGAUACCACUCCAGGCCCUGACUCUGAAACUACACCAACUGAUGGUUCUGACACCACACCAAGCCCUGGCUCUGAAACUACACCAACUGAUGUCUCUGACACCACACCAACUGAUGGUUCUGAUACCACUCCAGGCCCUGGCUCUGAAACUACGCCAAGUGAUGGUUCUGAGACCACACCAAGUGAUGGUUCUGAUACCACUCCAGGUUCUGGCUCUGAAACUACGCCAAGUGAUGGUUCUGAAACCACUCCAGGCCCUGGCUCUGAAACUACGCCAAGUGAUGGUUCUGAUACCACUCCAGGCCCUGGCUCUGAAACUACACCAACUGAUGGUUCUGAUACCACACCAAGCCCUGGCUCUGAAACUACGCCAAUUGAGAGCUCUGACACCACACAAAGUGAUGGUUCUGAUACCACUCCAGGCCCUGGCUCUGAAACUACACCAACUGAUGGUUCUGAUACCACACCAAGCCCUGGCUCUGAAACUACGCCAACUGAGAGCUCUGACACCACACCAAGUGACGGUUCUGAUACCACUCCAGGCCCUGCCACUGAAACUACACCAAGUGGUGAUUCUGACACCACUCAAGGCCCUGGCUCUGAAACUACACCAACUGAUGGCUCUGACACCACACCAACUGAUGGUUCUGAUACCACUCCAGGCCCUGGCUCUGAAACUACGCCAAGUGAUGGCUCUGAUACCACUCCAGGCCCUGGUUCUGAAACUACACCCACUGAUGGUUCUGAUACCACACCAAGCCCUGGCUCUGAAACUACACCAACUGAUGGCUCUGACACCACACCAACUGAUGGUUCUGAUACCACUCCAGGCCCUGGCUCUGAAACUACGCCAAGUGAUGGCUCUGAUACCACUCCAGGCCCUGGCUCUGAAACUACACCAACUGAUGGCUCUGACACCACACCAACUGAUGGUUCUGAUACCACACCAAGCCCUGGCUUUGAAACUACGCCAACUGAGGGCUCUGACACCACACCAAGUGACGGUUCUGAUACCACUCCAGGUCCUGGCUCUGAAACUACACCAACUGAUGGUUCUGAUACCACACCAAGCCCUGGCUCUGAAACUACGCCAACUGAUGGCUCUGAUACCACUCCAGGCCCUGGUUCUGAAACAACGCCAAGUGAUGGUUCUGAGACCACACCAAGUGAUGGUUCUGAAACUACGCCAACUGAUGGCUCUGAGACAACACCAAGUGAUGGUUCUGAUACCACUCCAGGCCCUGGCUCUGAAACUACGCCAAGUGAUGGUUCUGAGACCACACCAAGUGAUGGUUCUGAUACCACUCCAGGCCCUGGCUCUGAAACUACGCCAAGUGAUGGUUCUGAGACCACACCAAGUGAUGGUUCUGAUACCACUCCAGGCCCUGGCUCUGAAACUACGCCAAGUGAUGGUUCUGAUACCACUCCAGGCCCUGGCUCUGAAACUACGCCAACCGAUGGUUCUGAUACCACACCAAGCCCUGGCUCUGAAACUACGCCAAGUGAUGGUUCUGAUACCACUCCAGGCCCUGGCUCUGAAACUACGCCAAGUGAUGGUUCUGAUACCACUCCAGGCCCUGGCUCUGAAACUACGCCAAGUGAUGGUUCUGAUACCACUCCAGGCCCUGGCUCUGAAACUACGCCAAGUGAUGGUUCUCCAGGCCCUGACUCUGAAACUACACCAACUGAUGGCUCUGACACCACACCAGGUGACGGUUCUGAUACCACACCAAGCCCUGGCUCUGAAACUACAUCAACUGAUGGCUCUGAAACUACGCCAAGUGAUGGUUCUGAUACCACUCCAGGCCCUGGCUCUGAUACCACUCCAGGCCCUGGCUCUGAAACUACGCCAACUGAGGGCUCUGACACCACACCAAGUGACGGGUCUGAUACCACUCCAGGUCCUGGCUCUGAAACUACACCAACUGAUGGUUCUGAUGCCACAACAAGCCCUGGCACUGAAACUACACCAACUGAUGGCUCUGACACCACUCCUGGCCCUGGCUCUGCAACUACUCCAACUGAGGGCUCUGACACCACACCAGGUGACGGUUCUGAUACCACACCAAGCCCUGGCUCUGAAACUACAUCAACUGAUGGCUCUGAGACAACACCAAGUGAUGGUUCUGAUACCACUCCAGGCCCUGACUCCGAAACUACACCAAGUGAUGAUUCUGAUACCACUCCAGGCCCUGGCUCUGAAACUACGCCAACUGAGGACUCUGACACAACACCAAGUGACGGUUCCGAUACCACUCCAGGCCCUGGCUCUGAAACUACACCAACUGAUGUCUCUGACACAACACCAAGUGACGGUUCUGAUACCACUCCAGACCGUGGCUCUGAAACUACACCAACUGAUGGUUCUGAGACCACACCAAGUGAUGGUUCUGAUACCACUCCAGGCCCUGGCUCUGAAACUACGCCAACUGAGGGCUCUGACACCACACCAAGUGACGGGUCUGAUACCACUCCAGGUCCUGGCUCUGAAACUACACCAACUGAUGGUUCUGAUGCCACAACAAGCCCUGGCACUGAAACUACACCAACUGAUGGCUCUGACACCACUCCCGGCCCUGGCUCUGCAACUACUCCAACUGAGGGCUCUGACACCACACCAGGUGACGGUUCUGAUACCACACCAAGCCCUGGCUCUGAAACUACAUCAACUGAUGGCUCUGAGACAACACCAAGUGAUGGUUCUGAUACCACUCCAGGCCCUGACUCCGAAACUACACCAAGUGAUGAUUCUGAUACCACUCCAGGCCCUGGCUCUGAAACUACGCCAACUGAGGACUCUGACACAACACCAAGUGACGGUUCCGAUACCACUCCAGGUCCUGGCUCUGAAACUACACCAACUGAUGGCUCUGACACCACACCAAAUGAUGGUUCUGAUACCACUCCAGGCCCUGACUCUGAAACUACACCAACUGAUGGUUCUGACACCACACCAAGCCCUGGCUCUAAAACUACGCCAACUGAGGGCUCUGACACCACACAAACUGAUGGUUCUUAUACCACUCCAGGCCCUGGCUCUGAAACUACACCAACUGAUGUCUCUGACACCACACCAACUGAUGGUUCUGAUACCACUCCAGGCCCUGGCUCUGAAACUACGCCAAGUGAUGGUUCUGAGACCACACCAAGUGAUGGUUCUGAUACCACUCCAGGCCCUGGCUCUGAAACUACGCCAACUGAGGACUCUGACACCACACCAAGUGACGGUUCUGAUACCACUCCAGGUCCUGGCUCUGAAACCACACCAAGUGAUGGUUCUGAUACCACUCCAGGCCCUGGCUCUGAAACUACGCCAAGUGAUGGUUCUGAGACCACACCAAGUGAUGGUUCUGAUACCACUGCAGGCCCUGGCUCUGAAACUACGCCAAUUGAGAGCUCUGACACCACACCUAGUGACGGUUCUGGUACCACUCCAGGCCCUGACUCUGAAACUACACCAACUGAUGGCUCUGACACCACACCAGGUGACGGUUCUGAUACCACACCAAGCCCUGGCUCUGAAACUACGCCAAUUGAGAGCUCUGACACCACACCUAGUGACGGUUCUGAUACCACUCCAGGCCCUGACUCUGAAACUACACCAACUGAUGGCUCUGACACCACACCAGGUGACGGUUCUGAUACCACACCAAGCCCUGGCCCUGAAACUACAUCAACUGAUGGUUCAGGGACAGCACCAAGUGAUGGUUCUGAUACCACUCCAGGCCCUGGCUCUGAAACUACACCAAGUGAUGGUUCUGAUACCACUCCAGGCCCUGGCUCUGAUACCACUCCAGGCCCUGGCUCUGAAACUACGCCAACUGAGGGCUCUGACACCACACCAAGUGACGGUUCUGAUACCACUCCAGGUCCUGGCUCUGAAACUACACCAACUGAUGGUUCUGAUACCACACCAAGCCCUGGCUCUGAAACUACACCAACUGAUGGCUCUGAUACCACACCAAGUGAUGGUUCUGAUACCACUCCUGACCCUGGCUCUGAAACUACACCAACUGAUGGUUCUGAUGCCACAACAAGCCCUGGCACUGAAACUACACCAACUGAUGGCUCUGACACCACACCAAGUGAUGGUUCUGAUACCACUCCUGGCCCUGGCUCUGAAACUACUCCAACUGAUGGUUCUGAUGCCACAACAAGCCCUGGCACUGAAACUACACCAACUGAUGGCUCUGACACCACACCAAGUAAUGGUUCUGAUACCACUCCUGGCCCUGGCUCUGCAACUACUCCAACUGAGGGCUCUGACACCACACCAAGUGAUGGUUCCGAUACUACUCCAGGCCCUGGCUCUGAAACUACACCAACUGAUGGCUCUGACACAACACCAAGUGACGGUUCUGGUACCCCUCCAGGCCCUGGCUCUGAAACUACACCAACUGAGGGCUCUGACACCACACCAAGUGAUGGUUCUGAUACCACUCCAGAUCCUGGCUCUGAAACUACAGCAACUGAGAGCUCUGAAACCUCACCAAGUGAUGGUUCUGAUACCACUCCAGGCCCUGGCUCUGAAACUACUCCAACUGAUGGCUCUGACACCACACCAAGUGAUGGUUCUGAUACCACUCCAGAUCCUGGCUCUGAAACUACAGCAACUGAUGGUUCUGAUACCACUCCAGGACCUGGCUCUGAAACUACGCCAAGUGAUGGUUCUGCUACCACACCUAGUGAUGGUUCUGAUACCACACCAAGCCCUGGCACUGAAACUACACCAACUGAUGGCUCUAACACCACACCAAGUGAUGGUUCUGAUACCACUACUGGCCCUGGCUCUGCAACUACACCAACUGAGGGCUCUGACACCACACCAGGUGACGGUUCUGAUACCACUCCAGGCCCUGACUCUGAAACUACACCAAGUGAUGGUUCCGAUACCACUCCAGGCCCUGGCUCUGAAACUACGCCAACUGAGGACUCUGACACCACACCAAGUGAUGGUUCCGAUACCACACCAAGCCUUGGCUCUGAAACUACAUCAACUGAUGGCUCUGACACAACACCAAGUGACGGUUCUGAUACCACUCCAGGUCCUGGCUCUGAAACUACACCAACUGAUGGUUCUGCUACCACACCUAGUGAUGGUUCUGAUACCACUCCUGGCCCUGGCUCUGCAACUACUCCAACUGAGGGCUCUGACACCACACCAGGUGACGGUUCUGAUACCACUCCAGGCCCUGGCUCUGAAACUACACCAAGUGAUGGUUCUGAGACCACACCAGGUGAUGGUUCUGAUACCACUCCAGGCCCUGGCUCUGAAACUACGCCAACUGAUGGUUCUGAUACCACACCAAGCCCUGGCUCUGAAACUACGCCAAGUGAUGGUUCCGAUACCACUCCAGGCCCUGGCUCUGAAACUACGCCAAGUGAGGGCUCUGACACCACACUAACUGAUGGUUCUGAUACCACACCAAUCCCUGGCUCUGAAACUACGCCAACUGAUGGCUCUGAGACAACACCAAGUGACGGUUCUGAUACCACUCCAGGCCCUGGCUCUGAAACUACACCAACUGAUGGUUCUGAUACCACACCAAGCCCUGGCUCUGAAACUACGCCAAGUGAUAGUUCUGAGACCACACCAAGUGAUGGUUCUGAUACCACUCCAGGCCCUGGCUCUGAAACUACGUCGACUGAGGGCUCUGACACCACACCAAGUGACGGUUCUGAUACCACUCAAGGUCCUGGCUCUGAAACUACACCAACUGAUGGUUCUGCUACCACACCUAGUGAUGGUUCUGAUACCACUCCUGGCCCUGGCUCUGAAACUACACCAACUGAUGGUUCUGAUACCACACCAAGCCCUGGCACUGAAACUACACCAACUGAUGGCUCUGAUACCACACCAAGUGAUGGUUCUGAUACCACUCCUGGCCCUGGCUCUGCAACUACUCCAACUGAGGGCUCUGACACCACGCCAGGUGACGGUUCUGAUACCACUCCAGGCCCUGGCUCUGAAACUACACCAAGUGAUGGUUCUGAUACCACUCCAGGCCCUGGCUCUGAAACUUCGCCAAGUGAUGGUUCUGAGACCACACCAAGAGAUGGUUCUGAUACCACUCCAGGCCCUGGCUCUGAAACUACGCCAACUGAGGGCUCUGACACCACACCAAGUGACGGUUCUGAUACCACUCCAGGUCCUGGCUCUGAAACUACACCAACUGAUGGUUCUGCUACCACACCUAGUGAUGGUUCUGAUACCACUCCUGGCCCUGGCUCUGAAACUACACCAACUGAUGGUUCUGAUACCACACCAAGCCCUGGCACUGAAACAACACCAACUGAUGGCUCUGAUACCACACCAAGUGAUGGUUCUGAUACCACUCCUGGCCCUGGCUCUGCAACUACUCCAACUGAGGGCUCUGACACCACGCCAGGUGACGGUUCUGAUACCACUCCAGGCCCUGGCUCUGAAACUACACCAAGUGAUGGUUCUGAUACCACACCAAGCCCUGGCUCUGAAACUACGCCAAGUGAUGGUUCUGAGACCACACCAAGUGAUGGUUCCGAUACCACACCAAGCCCUGGCUCUGAAACUACAUCAAGUGAUGGCUCUGACACAACACCAAGUGACGGUUCUGAUACCACUCCAGGUCCUGGCUCUGAAACUACACCAACUGAUGGUUCUGCUACCACACCUAGUGAUGGUUCUGAUACCACUCCUGGCCCUGGCUCUGAAACUACACCAACUGAUGGUUCUGAUACCACACCAAGCCCUGGCACUGAAACUACACCAACUGAUGGCUCUGAUACCACACCAAGUGAUGGUUCUGAUACCACUCCUGGCCCUGGCUCUGCAACUACUCCAACUGAGGGCUCUGACACCACACCAACUGAUGGUUCUGAUACCACUCCAGGCCCUGGCUCUGAAACUACACCAAGUGAUGGUUCUGAUACCACUCCAGGCCCUGGCUCUGAAACUUCGCCAAGUGAUGGUUCUGAGACCACACCAAGUGAUGGUUCUGAUACCACUCCAGGCCCUGGCUCUGAAACUACGCCAACUGAGGGCUCUGACACCACACCAAGUGACGGUUCUGAUACCACUCCAGGUCCUGGCUCUGAAACUACACCAACUGAUGGUUCUGCUACCACACCUAGUGAUGGUUCUGAUACCACUCCUGGCCCUGGCUCUGAAACUACACCAACUGAUGGUUCUGAUACCACACCAAGCCCUGGCACUGAAACUACACCAACUGAUGGCUCUGAUACCACACCAAGUGAUGGUUCUGAUACCACUCCUGGCCCUGGCUCUGCAACUACUCCAACUGAGGGCUCUGACACCACGCCAGGUGACGGUUCUGAUACCACUCCAGGCCCUGGCUCUGAAACUACACCAAGUGAUGGUUCUGAUACCACUCCAGGCCCUGGCUCUGAAACUUCGCCAAGUGAUGGUUCUGCGACCACACCAAGUGAUGGUUCUGAUACCACUCCAGGCCCUGGCUCUGAAACUACGCCAACUGAGGGCUCUGACACCUCACCAAGUGACGGUUCUGAUACCACUCCAAGUCCUGGCUCUGAAACUACACCAACUGAUGGUUCUGCUACCACACCUAGUGAUGGUUCUGAUACCACUCCUGGCCCUGGCUCUGAAACUACACCAACUGAUGGUUCUGAUACCACACCAAGCCCUGGCACUGAAACUACACCAACUGAUGGCUCUGACCCCACACCAAGUGGUGGUUCUGAUACCACUCCUGGCCCUGGCUCUGCAACUACUCCAACUGAGGACUCUGACACCACACCAAGUGAUGGUUCUGAUACCACUCCAGGCCCUGGUUCUGAAACUACACCAACUGAUGGUUCUGAUACCACACCAAGUGAUGGUUCUGAUACCACUCCAGGCCCUGGCUCUGAAACUACGCCAACUGAGGACUCUGACAUCACACCAAGCCCUGGCUCUGAAACUACAUCAACUGAUGGCUCUGAGACAACACCAAGUGAUGGUUCUGAUACCACUCCAGGCCCUGGCUCUGAAACUACGCCAACUGAGGACUCUGACACCACACCAAGUGAUGGUUCUGAUACCACUCCAGGCCCUGGUUCUGAAACUACACCAACUGAUGGUUCUGAUACCACACCAAGCCCUGGCUCUGAAACUACGCCAAUUGAGAGCUCUGACACCACACCAAGUGACGGUUCUGAUACCACUCCAGGCCCUGGCUCUGAAACUACACCAACUGAUGGUUCUGAUACCACACCAAGCCGUGGCUCUGAAACUACGCCAACUGAGGGCUCUGACAGCACACCAAGUGAUGGUUCUGAUACCACUCCAGGCCCUGGCUCUGAAACUACACCAACUGAUGGUUCUGAUACCACACCAAGCCCUGGCACUGAAACUACGCCAACUGAGGUCUCUGAAACUACACCAACUGAUGGCUCUUACACCACACCAACUGAUGGUUCUGAUAACACUCCAGGCCCUGGCUCUGAAACUACACCAACUGAUGGCUCUGAGACAACACCAAGUGAUGGUUCUGAUACCACUCCUGGCCCUGGCCCUGGCUCUGCAACUACGCCAAAUGAGGGCUCUGACACCACACCAGGUGACGGUUCUGAUACCACUCCAGGCCCUGGCUCUGAAACUACACCAACUGAUGGCUCUGAGACAACACCAAGUGAUGGUUCUGAUACCACUCCUGGCCCUGGCCCUGGCUCUGCAACUACGCCAACUGAGGGCUCUGACACCACACCAGGUGACGGUUCUGAUACCACUCCAGGCCCUGGCUCUGAAACUACACCAACUGAUGGUUCUGAUACCACACCAAGCCCUGGCUCUGAAACUACGCCAACUGAUGGCUCUGAAACUACACCAACUGAUGGCUCCGACACCACGCCAGGUGACGGUUCUGAUACCACUCCAGGCCCUGGCUCUGAAACUACACCAACUGAUGGAUCUGAGACAACACCAAGUGAUGAUUCUGAUACCACUCCAGGCCCUGGCUCUGAAACUACGCCAAGUGAUGGUUCUGAUACCACUCCAGGCCCUGGCUCUGAAACUACACCAACUGAUGGUUCUGAUACCACACCAAGCCCUGGCCCUGGCUCUGAAACUACACCAAGUGAUGAUUCUGAUACCACUCCAGGCCCUGGCUCUGAAACUACGCCAACUGAGGACUCUGACACCACACCAAGUGAUGGUUCUGAUACCACCCCAGGCCCUGGCUCUGAAACUACGCCAACUGAGGGCUCUGACACCACACCAGGUGACGGUUCUGAUACCACUCCAGGCCCUGGCUCUGAAACUACACCAACUGAGGGAUCUGACACCACACCAAGUGACGAUUCUGAUACCACUCCCGGCGCUGGCUCUGCAACUACACCAAGUGAUGGCUCUGACACCACACCAAGUGAUGGUUCUGAUACCAUUCCAGGCCCUGGCUCUGAAACUACACAAACUGAUGGUUCUGAUACCACACCAAGCCCUGGCUCUGAAACUACGCCAACUGAUGGCUCUGAGACAACACCAAGUGAUGGUUCUGAUACCACACCAAGCCCGGGCUCUGAAACUACACCAAGUGAUGGUUCUGAUAUCACACCAAGCCCUGGCUCUGAAACUACGCCAACUGAUGGCUCUGAGACAACACCAAGUGAUGGUUCUGAUACCACACCAAGCCCGGGCUCUGAAACUACACCAACUGAUGGCUCUGAAACUACACCAACUGAUGGUUCUUAUACCACACCAAGCCCUACGCCAACUAAGGGCUCUGACACCACACCAAGUGAUGGUUCUGGUACCCCUCCAGGCCCUGGCUCUGAAACUACACCAACUGAGGGCUCUGACACCACACCAAGUGAUGGUUCUGAUACCACUCCAGAUCCUGGCUCUGAAACUACAGCAACUGAGAGCUCUGAAACCUCACCAAGUGAUGGUUCUGAUACCACUCCAGGCCCUGGCUCUGAAACUACUCCAACUGAUGGCUCUGACACCACACCAAGUGAUGGUUCUGAUACCACUCCAGAUCCUGGCUCUGAAACUACAGCAACUGAGAGCUCUGAAACCUCACCAAGUGAUGGUUCUGAUACCACUCCAGGCCCUGGCUCUGAAACUACACCAACUGAGGGCUCUGACACCACACCAAGUGAUGGUUCUGAUACCACUCCAGAUCCCGGCUCUGAAACUACAGCAACUGAGAGCUCUGAAACCUCACCAAGUGAUGGUUCUGAUACCACUCCAGGCCCUGGCUCUGAAACUACACCAACUGAGGGAUCUGACACCACACCAACUGACGAUUCUGAUACCACUCCAGGCGCUGGCUCUGCAACUACACCAAGUGAUGGCUCUGACACCACACCAAGUGAUGGUUCUGAUACCACUCCUGGCCCUGGCUCUGCAACUACGCCAACUGAGGGAUCUGACACCACACCAAGUGACGAUUCUGACACCACUCCAGGCGCUGGCUCUGCAACUACACCAAGUGAUGGCUCUGACACCACACCAAGCCCUGGCUCUGAAACUACACCAACUGAUAGCUCUGACACCACACCAAGUGAUGGUUCUGAUACCACACCUGGCCCUGGCUCUGCAACUACACCAACUGAUGGCUCUAAAACUACACCAAGUGAUGGUUCUAAUACCACACCAAGCCCUGGCUCUGAAACUACACCAACCGAGGGCUCUGACACCACACCAAGUGAUGGUUCUGAUACCACACCAAGCCCUGGCUCUGAAACCACACCAACUGAAGGCUUUGAAACUACACCAACUGAUGGUUCUGACACCACACCAAGUGAUGGUUCUGAUUCCACUCCAGGCCCUGGCUCUGAAACUACACCAACUGAGGGCUCUGAGACCACACCAAGUGACGGUUCUGAUACCACUCCAGGCCCUGGCUCUGAAACUACACCAACUGAGGGCUCUGACACCACACCAAGUAAUGGUUCUGAUACCACUCCAGGCCCUGGCUCUGAAACUACACCAACUGAGGGCUCUGACACCACACCAAGUGACGGUUCUGAUACCACUCCAGGCCCUGGCUCUGAAACUACACCAACUGAGGGCUCUGAGACCACACCAAGUGACGGUUCUGAUACCACUCCAGGCCCUGGCUCUGAAACUACACCAACUGAGGGCUCUGACACCACACCAAGUGAUGGUUCUGAUACCACUCCAGGCCCUGGCUCUGAAACUACACCAACUGAGGGCUCUGACACCACACCAAGUGACGAUUCUAAUACCACUCCAGGCGCUGGCUCUGCAACUACACCAAGUGAUGGCUCUGACACCACACCAAGUGAUGGUUCUGAUACCACUCCUAGCCCUGGCUCUGAAACUACGCCAACUGAUGGCUCUGACGCCACACCAAGCCCUGGCUCUGAAACUACACCAACUGAUGUCUCUGACACCACACCAAGUGAUGGUUCUGAUACCACUCCUGGCCCUGGCUCUGCAACUACACCAACUGAUGGCUCUGAAACUACACCAAGUGAUGGUUCUAAUACCACACCAAGCCCUGGCUCUGAAACUACACCAACCGAGGGCUCUGACACCACUCCAAGUGAUGGUUCUGAUACCACUCCUGGCCCUGGCUCUGCAACUACGCCAACUGAGGGAUCUGACACCACACCAAGUGACGAUUCUAAUACCACUCCAGGCGCUGGCUCUGCAACUACACCAAGUGAUGGCUCUGACACCACACCAAGUGAUGGUUCUGAUACCACUCCUAGCCCUGGCUCUGAAACUACGCCAACUGAUGGCUCUGACACCACACCAAGCCCUGGCUCUGAAACUACACCAACUGAUGGCUCUGACACCACACCAAGUGAUGGUUCUGAUACCACUCCUGGCCCUGGCUCUGAAACUACACCAACUGAUGGCUCUGACACCACACCAAGUGAUGGUUCUGAUACCACUCCUAGCCCUGGCUCUGAAACUACGCCAACUGAUGGCUCUGACACCACACCAAGCCCUGGCUCUGAAACUACACCAACUGAGGGCUCUGAGACCACACCAAGUGACGGUUCUGAUACCACUCCAGGCCCUGGCUCUGAAACUACACCAAAUGAGGGCUCUGACACCACACCAAGUGAUGGUUCUGAUACCACUCCAGGCCCUGGCUCUGAAACUACACCAACUGAGGGCUCUGACACCACACCAAGUGACGGUUCUGAUACCACUCCAGGCGCUGGCUCUGCAACUACACCAAGUGAUGGCUCUGACACCACACCAAGUGAUGGUUCUGAUACCACUCCUAGCCCUGGCUCUGAAAUUACGCCAACUGAUGGCUCUGACACCACACCAAGCCCUGGCUCUGAAACUACACCAACUGAUGGCUCUGACACCACACCAAGUGAUGGUUCUGAUACCACUCCUGGCCCUGGCUCUGCAACUACACCAACUGAUGGCUCUGAAACUACACCAAGUGAUGGUUCUAAUACCACACCAAGCCCUGGCUCUGAAACUACACCAACCGAGGGCUCUGACACCACUCCAAGUGAUGGUUCUGAUACCACUCCUGGCCCUGGCUCUGCAACUACGCCAACUGAGGGAUCUGACACCACACCAAGUGACGAUUCUAAUACCACUCCAGGCGCUGGCUCUGCAACUACACCAAGUGAUGGCUCUGACACCACACCAAGUGAUGGUUCUGAUACCACUCCUAGCCCUGGCUCUGAAACUACGCCAACUGAUGGCUCUGACACCACACCAAGCCCUGGCUCUGAAACUACACCAACUGAUGGCUCUGACACCACACCAAGUGAUGGUUCUGAUACCACUCCUGGCCCUGGCUCUGAAACUACACCAACUGAUGGCUCUGACACCACACCAAGUGAUGGUUCUGAUACCACUCCUGGCCCUGGCUCUGCAACUACACCAACUGAUGGCUCUGAAACUACACCAAGUGAUGGUUCUAAUACCACACCAAGCCCUGGCUCUGAAACUACACCAACCGAGGGCUCUGACACCACACCAAGUGAUGGUUCUGAUACCACAACAAGCCCUGGCUCUGAAACCACACCAACUGAAGGCUUUGAAACUACACCAACUGAUGGUUCUGACACCACUCCAGGCCCUGGUUCUGAAACUACACCAACGAAUGGCGCUGAGACCACACCAACUGAUGGUUCCGACACCACACCAAGCCCUGGCUCUGAAACUACACCAACUGAUGGCUCUUGCACCACACCAAGUGACGGUUCUGAUACCACUCCAGGCCCUGGCUCUGAAACUACACCAGCUGAUGGCUCUGAUACCACUCCUGGCCCUGACUCUGAAACUACGCCAACUGAUGGAUCUGACACCACACCAAGUGACGGUUCUAAUACCACUCCAGGCCCUGGCUCUGAAACUACACCAACUGAUGGUUCUGAUAACACACCAAGUGAUGGUUCUGAUACCACUCCAGGCCCUGGCUUUGAGACCACACAAACUUAUGGUUCUUUGGAGUCGGAAACAACGACUUCAGAAGAUCGCUCUACUGAGCUGACAACACCGGCUUCAGUUUCCGAGUCGGUGACAACACCUCCUAAGGACUCAACAAGUGAUUUUGAAACUACUCGCUCCAGUUUUUCAACAACGGAGCCCGAUCUUCCGACCGAUUCGGGUGUAGCUUCUGAAACAGGAACAAUGUUCUUCCCAGUCUCUCUUGCUCCGCUGAUGUCAUUUGGUUUUAAUGUCAUUUUGCCCACAAUUGCACCGGAAACAACAACAGCAAUGACCGACUCUGACUUUGAGUCAGGUUCCGGUGCACAAACAGCCACAGCUCCAGUGAGUGUGUCCACAGGUGUUCCGCAGCCGCCCUGUAUCCACACAACAACGCCAAGACCGUAUUGCCCCCCAGAUACGGCUUCGCCGAAACCUAGCACCACUACGCCAGCUAGUUUACUUUCUUAUCCUUAUCCCAUCCAGCAACUGCUGUCCAAACUUACGCCCUCUCCCCGGGUAGCGUUUAGACAUAAUGUAGGCAAUAAAUACGGGUCCUACAUCGAAGGAGAUGUCAACAACCAUAUUGUGAUAGCGUCUGCGAGAGCAGCCACCGAUAGUGCCAAACGAAAACCCCAUGCAUCGAAUUUGUCCAAGCUCUUUGAGCUUUUUAAAAGUAGGCAUUCAAGAAAGCGACAAUUACAUUUAACAAGAACAACAAAGCAAAUCAUGAAGGUCAUUUACAUCCUGGUAGCAAUUUGCUUGGUGGCAUUGGCCAAGGCUCAGCCAUUUAGUUUUCCACUCAGUUAUCCCCAUACACCAUACCGACCCUCGCCAUUUCCAUUCCCAAGGCCACAGCCGGUAUGCGGUGUUUUAAACGGGUUCUAUAAGACAUUUUCAAGUUUGCAGGAAUUCUUGGAUACCGUCAAAAAUGGUUAUAGCUUCACAUUCCAUUGCAAUGGACCCUGUCCACCCACCCACAAUCCCUGCUCGACCGUCUAUGAUCCGGUGUGUGCCACAAAUUUGGUAACAACUAAAACAUUCAGUAGUCCCUGCGCCUUGGCCGAGGAAAUUCAAAGAACUGGAAUAACUUGGGUCAAAAUAUCGAAUGGUCCUUGUUCGGUGGGGAGCAGCACAACAGCCGUCCCUUAUGUACCCAGCUCUACGAGAACAACACCAACCACAGCUGCUGAGGUAACAACUCCUGAGCCCACAACUCCUGAGCCCACAACACCGGAGUCCACAACUCCAGAACCCACAACUACAGAAACCACAACUACAGAAGCCACAGAGUCCACAACCUCUGAAUCCACAACACCAGAAGAGACAACGGCCGAAUCAACAACUACAGAAGCCUCAACGCCCGAAACCACAACACUAGAACCUUCAACCCCCGAGACCACAACUGACGAAAACUCAGAAACUACAACUCCAGAAAGUGAGAGUUCAACACCUCCAAUUUUUUCUUUUGCCGCAUUAAAUGAAUUCAAUGAAACCCCUGCAGAAGAAAAGAAUGUCCCAGGCGGUGGAUCAUUGAAUUCCUUCCCAGCUUCACUGUUGGCAUCACCUGUACCAUCUGGCACCGUCAUUUCAUACAGGAAUAAUGUCGACAACAACUAUGCCAUUUAUGCUGAGGGCAAUGUCUUCAAUAGUGAACCUUCCAUUUGCCUUGGAGCAUUGCCAGCAAGUGCAACAAGUGUGGCCUACAGUCAAGCUUCAAGUUAUUCCAAUUAUCCAUAUUCUUAUAAUACGUAUUCGUUUCGAUCGGGUUAUGGUUCACAACCUGGGGCACCAGCGUAUCGACCGGGUUAUGGCUCCCAGACUGGGGGAACAGUGUUUCGACCGGGUUAUGGACCCCAGCCUGGGGCAUCAGUGUUUCGACCGGGUUAUGGCUCUCAGCCUGGGGCGCCAGGUUAUAGCUACCAGCCUGGGGCACCGGGUUACAGCUCCCAGCCCACAGGACCAGUGUGCGGUGUUUUAAAUGGUUACUAUCGAACAUUUCCCAGUUUACAAGCAUUUUUGGAUGCUGUUAGAAAUGGUCUGGGCUAUAAAUUCCAUUGUAAUGGCCCAUGUCCAAGUGUUCGGCCACCUGUUGCUGGCUGUCCAAAGAUAUAUGAUCCAGUGUGUGCCACAAAUCUGUUGGUCACAAAAACUUUCAAUAAUUAUUGCCUGUUGGCUCAGGAAUCUGCCCAAACGGGCGUAACUUGGAUACAAGUAGCAAAGGGUCCUUGCUACGCGGCAACUAGCUCAACUUACAAGCCGUAUACAACUACAAAAUACACGACACCCCAAGUAUACCCACCAGAGGUAACAACAACUGAGCCAUCGGUCACAGAACCCCCCACUACAACUGAAACAACAGAGGUCACCACCCCAGAAGUCACUACUCCCGAAGUCACAACUCCAGAAGUCACAACUCCAGAAGUCACAACUCCAGAAGUCACAACGCCAGAAGUCACAACUCCAGAAGUUACAACUCCUGAGGUCACAACUCCAGAAGUCACAACUCCAGAAGUCACAACUCCAGAAGUUACAACUCCAGAAGUUACAACUCCAGAAGUUACAACUCCAGAAGUCACAACUCCAGAAGUCACAACUCCAGAAGUCACAACUCCAGAAGUCACAACUCCAGAAGUCACAACUCCAGAAGUCACAACUCCAGAAGUCACAACUCCAGAAGUCACAACUCCAGAAGUCACAACUCCAGAAGUCACAACUCCAGAAGUCACAACGCCAGAAGUCACAACUCCAGAAGUUACAACUCCUGAAGUCACAACUCCAGAAGUAACAACGACUGAAACCACCACCCUAGAAACAACAACGGAAGAAGUCUCAACCACUGAGACUACCACCCUAGAAACAACAACAACGGAAGAAGCCUCAACUACUGACACCACCACCCUUGAAACAACAACAGAAGAGCUCUCAAACGCUGACACCACCACCGUGGAAUCAACAACAGAAGAAGUCUCAACCACUGAGACCACCACACUAGAAACAACAACAACGGAAGAAGUCUCCACCACUGAAACCUCAACCAUUCCAGAUGACACCACAACUACCGAAACAGCACCACCAGAAGAUACUACAAUUGAAAAUGAAUCUGGAUUUAGACUAGGUUUCAAGCUAGCGGCUCUGCCAUUUAAUGAAGUACUUCCAAGCGAAGAAACUACUAAAGCUACACCCUCAACGCCAUCACUUCCCGCAUUAUUUGCCCAGUGGCUUAGUGCCGUUCAGUCAAAUCCGGGCAGCAACGGUACUCCCGUCUUUUCCUACCGAAAUAAUGUCAACAACAAAUAUGGCAUUUAUUCGGAAGGUAGUGUCUACAAUAAUCCACAGUGUCUACAAUAA